This is a messenger RNA of Ficedula albicollis (Collared flycatcher), 865 nucleotides long. RefSeq names its product GINS complex subunit 2 (gene GINS2). The coding region runs from base 58 to 615 and encodes 185 amino acids. The record is from RefSeq and is a predicted model, not a curated record. Gene Ontology annotation, biological process: DNA replication; double-strand break repair via break-induced replication. Lineage: Eukaryota; Metazoa; Chordata; Aves; Passeriformes; Muscicapidae. The transcript has 5 exons. Gene Ontology annotation, cellular component: GINS complex; nucleus.
UCCCGGUCCGAUCCCGGUUCGAUCCCGGUCCGAUCCCGGUUCGGCGGCCCCGGGCCCAUGGAGCCGGCCGAGGUGGAGUUCCUGGCCGAGAAGGAGCUGGUGACCAUCGUGCCCAACUUCAGCCUGGACCGGAUUCACCUGAUCGGGGGAGAUCUGGGUCCCUUCAAUCCUGGUUUGCCAGUGGAAGUGCCUGUGUGGUUGGCCAUUAAUCUGAAGCAGAGGCAGAAGUGUCGGCUCAUCCCCCCAGAGUGGAUGGAUGUUGGGAAACUGGAGGAAAUCCGUGAUCAGGAGCGGAAAGAAGACACCUUCACUCCGAUGCCCAGCCCCUACUACAUGGAACUCACCAAGCUGCUGCUGAACUAUGCCUCUGACAACAUCCCCAGGGCAGACGAGAUCCGGACGCUGGUGAAGGACACGUGGGACACGCGCGUGGCCAAGCUGCGCCUGUCCGCCGACAGCUUCGUGCGCCAGCAGGAGGCUCACGCCAAGCUGGAUAAUUUAACCCUGAUGGAGAUCAACACCACCGGGACUUUCCUUACCCAAGCCUUGGAUCACAUGUACAAGCUCCGGACUAACCUCCAGCCUGGAGAGAGCUCCCACUCCCAGGAUUUCUGACUGGGAGCUGGGAAAGAGCUGGAGCAGCUCCCUCCUCCCUGCAGGGACCUCCCAGCCCUCAAAUCUCCCCUCGGGGCUGGGUGGGAAUUGCUCCAGAGCAUCAGAGCCUCGGUGACUCGCUGGGCGGAUCUCUCGGGUUGUACUUCAGCAAGGGAACUUCUGAGGGCAGCACAGGCCACGCACUGCCUUGAAAGCCAUAAAUUUCGAGGCGGUGCUUCCAUGGAUUUUCUCAGAGCCUUGGGGAAAAAAA